AUGGAUAGACUUCGCCAGGAAGAUAUGAGGAGGUUCUACCCACGGUUACUGCAAGCGCGCUGGUGGCUAAAAAAGGCUAACACAGAAUGGAUAGAUCCGAAAAAUCCCCUUAAGCGGUAUUGGCAAGGUGGUGUGUGCUAUCUGCGUUUUCUUUUCGAGUUGCUUCUGCAUGGUUCUCGAAGCAGCAGUGUUAUGGAUGGUGUAUUUCCAUGUUUCUCGAUUAAAAGGCUAAGCGGACCAUUGAUGGCACUCUAUAUGGCCAAAGUUAAGGUAUUGUUUCAGAAAGUUCUUGUAUCCCCUCUUUGGGUAUUUCUCUUGUGGAAGCCAAUGGCGAGAUUGUACGGAGGCAGCGCUGGUGGAAGUGUAGGAGGAGUCGCAAGUGGUGACGGACCCAUGAUUCAGAUCCAUGUAAAAGAUGGUAGGCUUUAUGGACGCUAA
Loa loa (African eye worm) is the source of this 438-nucleotide messenger RNA. RefSeq lists its product as hypothetical. Lineage: Eukaryota; Metazoa; Nematoda; Chromadorea; Rhabditida; Onchocercidae. The record is from RefSeq and is a predicted model, not a curated record. The coding region runs from base 1 to 438 and encodes 145 amino acids. The transcript has 2 exons.